GUAUUAAGAUUUCUUACGUGAACCAUGCCCUUCGUAAAGGUUGUCAAGAACAAGGGGUACUUCAAGCGAUUCCAGGUGAAGUACCGCCGCCGUCGUGAGGGAAAGACGGACUAUCAUGCCCGGCGUCAGAUGGUGCUUCAGGACAAGACCAAGUUCGGCUCACAGAAGUACCGCCUCGUGGUACGCAUCACCAACAAGGACAUCAUUGCGCAGGUCGUGCAGGCGAAGAUCGUGGGGGACAAGGUACUGAUGUCCGCGUACUCACACGAACUGGUUGCCUUUGGUCUCGAACACGGGCUGACGAACUACGCUGCGGCGUACGCA
Phytomonas sp. Hart1 is the source of this 324-nucleotide messenger RNA. NCBI's taxonomy places the organism in Eukaryota, Euglenozoa, Kinetoplastea, Trypanosomatida, Trypanosomatidae. The record is from the annotation of a GenBank genome assembly.